Messenger RNA from Volvox carteri f. nagariensis, 777 nucleotides. Its product is annotated as Apoferredoxin. The transcript is spliced from 4 exons. Gene Ontology annotation, molecular function: electron transfer activity; 2 iron, 2 sulfur cluster binding. Lineage: Eukaryota; Viridiplantae; Chlorophyta; Chlorophyceae; Chlamydomonadales; Volvocaceae. The record is from RefSeq and is a predicted model, not a curated record. Gene Ontology annotation, biological process: electron transport chain. Bases 1 to 777 code for a protein of 258 amino acids.
AUGCCCGAAGUCGAUGGGCAGGGGCUAUACACUGUUGCGGUGCAGGAAUCAAACCGUGCUAAUGUUGAGGUUGACAAUACCUCUGGAGUUGCCCUGGGGCCUAUCAGCCUGAGCUUUGCUACGGAGCUGAACGAUCGCCAGGGCCUGGACGCCAGCAGCAGCGGCCGGGGUGAUGAUGAUACAGCGGGUGUUCAGCCGCCCAGCAUCCAUAGCAUGACAACGGAUGAGUGGCGCGCCUUGUACGAGAAGGAUGGCACCAAUGAUCUUUGGCUAGAGGACGAGUUUAACGCCGGUUCACGUCUUAUUGGUGGGCGAGCUGUGCACAAGGGUGGAGUGUAUGGCUUCCGUACUGGCGAAGGUCCUACUGCAGGUGACGUGCCGCGCCACAAGGUCAAGAUUUUUGACCACUACGGUAACCAGGAGAUUGACAUCGAGGUGCCCGAGGACAGGUACAUUCUUUGGGAAGCUGAGGACAAUGGUCUCCAGCUGCCUUACGCUUGUCGGAUGGGAUGCUGCACGGCAUGUGCCGUACGUGUAAAGGAGGGAAGAGUGUACCAGCCCGAGGCGCUGGGUAUUAGCCAGGAGCUAAAGGAUCAGGGAUAUGCGCUUAUGUGCGUUGGUUUCCCCACCUCCGAUGCGGUUAUGGAAACUGUUUCCGAGGACGAAAUUUACGAUCUGCAGUUUGGGCAAUACUUCGCAGCGCAAGCGCUUGAUCCAGAUGCGGAAAGUGUGUCCCGUGACGAUUACGCACUGUCAAUUGCGAAUAUGGACGAGUAG